CUCGUCCCAUGGAGGCUCUCGACACACCCACGACGGCGGGGCCCGUCGUAUCCAAGUGGACGCUCUCGCCCAAGAAGAAGAAAAUCGCGAUCCUCGUGUCGGCUUUCGCCGUCGUCGGUGCCGUCGCCUUGGCGCUUGUCGGACUCGGUACCGACACGACGACCGAUGCUGCGCGCACGGGUGCCGGCGGCCUUAACGGUGUCUGCUACGACUCGUAUCAAGCCGUCUCGAGCGUAGACAAGCACUUUGCCGUCAUCAAAUCCAAGUUUGGCUCCGUGCGCACGUACCAAACGACGGUUGAAGGCAGGGUCAACCUCAUUGACGCGGCCGCCAAAGCCAACCUCCAGAUUGCCGCGGGCAUCUGGAUCCGCGGUGGUGUGCCAUUCGCCGACGACCUCCAGGCCGCCGUCGACGGCACAAAGCGCCACCCGGGCAACGUUCUCGCCGUGUACGUCGGCAAUGAAGACCUCAUCUCCGGGCUUGGCAUCGGCGACGUCAUCUCCAAAAUUCAGACGACGCGCGCAGCGUUCAAGGCGGCGGGUCUCGGCCACAUCCCGAUCGGGACUGUGCAGACGGAUGGAUCGUGGCUCGAUGCCGACGCCUCGCUCGGCGCCAACUGCGACGUCGUCGGCGUCAACAUCUACCCGUACUUCAACCCGUCCGUGCCGAGCGACUCGAUCGCGGACCUCACGAAGCGCUUCAACGCGAUCGUGGCCAAGUACGGUGGGAAGACGCGCCUUACGGAGACUGGCCACCCGUCCGACGGUGGUGGCCGUGCCAACUUUGGUGCUGCGCAAAACUACUGGAAUCAGUACCAGACGUGGGCCAACUCGAACGGCGGGCCGUCGCCAUUCUACUUUCAGUUCCACGAUGCGACCAACAAGGCUGGCGACGAAGGCCACUUUGGUAUCUCUGCCGACGGCUUCACCUGGAAGUUCAACGUCGCGCCCGCAGCGACGACGCCGGCCCCGACGCCAUCGCCGACUCCCGCACCGACAACGACCGUGCCAGCGACAACUACCCCAGCUCCGACAACCGCCGAAAUGACGCCGGCACCGACCAACACUACAACCGAGCACAACACUACAACGCCCGCACCCACGUUGGGCAACGCCACCUUGGAAAGCGUCAUUGAUGUGACGAUUCCAGCCACGUUGCCCGUGCUCGACGAUUCCGUUGCAGCUACGGGUGCUGCGCCAGCCACGACGGCGCCUGUUGCCAACAUCCAAGAAGUGUCGACGUCGUCCAGCGAUUCGUCCGACAACGUGACGUUGCCCGUGGUGACGAGCCUGGUCUGCGCCGUCGGCGUCGCUGCGGUUGCGCUCGUCGUCAUUCGCAACCGCCGCAAGCUCGAAGAAGACAAGGACGUCGACUUUUACGCCGAUGGUCACCGCGACACGGCAGACGGUCGAUCCAUGUGGCAGCGCGAUAGUGUUGCUGUGCUUUAAGCCUCCUACGCCGGCAUGGAACAUCGACAUUUGUGUGGUGUAGAAAACCACAUUCAACGUC
Molecule: messenger RNA, 1509 nt
Organism: Saprolegnia parasitica CBS 223.65
Lineage: Eukaryota; Oomycota; Saprolegniomycetes; Saprolegniales; Saprolegniaceae
Exons: 1
Coding region: 9-1448 (479 amino acids)
Source: RefSeq, a predicted model, not a curated record